AACGGUGAAAGAGGAAUAAUGGCUUUCAUAGGAUGGCAGGGCACAGGUGUAUGUGUGAUUUUUCAUAUGAUGAUAAUACAUUAUAGGCCUAGUGUAUGUGGGGAUACAAGUUCCAUAGUUAUUCCCUUUACAGUCCCUGUGAAUACAUUCAUAACGAAGCUUUCCACUAGCCAUGCUGAAUUCAACACCGAUGAAAAGCUAGCCAAAUCACUCUUCCAUAUCUCUGAGGAUGGAAAAUUAACAACGAAAAAGGAAUUGUUUCCACAUGUCGGAAGAUCAUUUUCACUCAUUCUGUCAAAUGAUUUCCAUGAGUACCCAUUCAUUGACAUUUUAUAUUUAAACAUUGGCCCCUCAUGGGAACUAAAAGCAUUUUCCAGUCAGACUUUUUAUGGCAUGAUUCAAGAAAAUCUGCCACCUGAUUCAGAAGUGAAAUGGAAGGAAAAUAUUCAUCUAAAUUUUAAUGCAGUUAAAUACAUAUUAGAACCUUCAAAUGAAAAAUUUAUAGUGAACAUUACAACUGAUUCCACAGCUAUCUCUCAAGUGAAAAUUGUGACUACAAGUGAAUUAGAUCGUGAAAGUGCGAGUGAACACAUUUACAUUUUGAAAGCUUGGCUAAAUGAUACUGUAUACACAUCUACCAUUUUAAAAAUCAAAGUUCUUGAUAUCAAUGACUGCAUUCCAAAAUUUUCUCAGAAAAUUUAUAAAAGUACAAUUUUUGAUGAUAGUAUAUAUGCACCUAGUACUAAUGUAUUGAAAGUUUCUGCAUUUGACCAAGAUGUAGAAGAUCAAAUAAUUUACAGUCUAAGUGGUACAACAGCCUUCGCCAUUCAUCCAAAUUCAGGUUAUUUGACGGCAAAAGCAGUACGUCCAGGAAACUAUAACUUCAAAGUCUAUGCAACAGAUACCAGUGGAAAACAAUCAAAUGCAUUAGUAUCUAUUCGCAUCCUCCCAAGUACUUUAAAGUUUAGACCAUUCCAUCAAAUUUCCAAACGACAAGCAAAAUUCAUGACUGUGGAAAAAACUUAUGUUGUUCUAGAAAAUCAAACAGCUGGAACUGUUGUCUUCAGUGUUGCCUCCAAACCAGCAGCGCCACCAGGAACUGAGUUUUAUUCCAUUCUUUAUGACUCAAUUCAGGCUUUUCAGGUGGACACCAGGGGGAAUGUCUACCUGAAGAGUGGGCACAUCCUGGAUUAUGAAAAUCCCCAACACAGAAAUGUGACAGUUCGCUUCAACAUCACCUCUUCUCUCUCCCAAGAAUACCAGAUAUGGACUGUACAUUUGAAUGUGACAGAUGUAAAUGACGAAAAGCCGAGAUUUGUAAACCAGCCUCACCCGUUCUUAGCCACUGUACCUGUCAAUCCCAGAAUUGGAGAACUUGUAUAUGAACUCCUAGCAACAGAUCCUGACACAAACUCUGAUAUACAGUAUAAUCUUGUGUCUGGGGGAGAAGGGAAAUUCACAAUAGAGCACAUAGACAGGGGCAUUGGUCGACUUGGUCGUAUUGUAACAACAGUUAAUGGAAAUGGACAGUUCAUACCAGGUCAGGAGUAUGAACUUGUGGUCUCGGCUCAGGACCUGGGGUCUCCCAUCAUACAGAAGUCUAACUUUGAAGUUGUCCGCGUCUUGGUGGGGUCCAGACCCCCUCAGUUUUACAGCUUUUACAAACCUUAUGUGGCUUUCAUCACAGAAAACAACCAACCAGGAUACAAGUUGCAGUCAGAGGGAACAACUCUUAUUGUCCAAGCCAAGGCUUUCCAGUCCAAGUCUGACAAGGGAGCUGUGGAGUACCAGCUUACAGACAACUAUGGCUACAUUAGCUCUGUAUUCUCUAUCAACUCUGAAGGAGAGAUUGAGGCCUUACAGAGUCUGGACUAUGAGACUUCACCUCACACUUAUACCCUCAAACUUAUAGGUACAGAAAAGUCCACAGGGCUCAGUAAUGCCACCCAGCUGAUUGUUCACCUUGAGGAUGACAAUGAUAAUGCUCCAGUGUUUGAAUUAUCUACCUAUACCAAUGUCACAAGUGAGGGCACACCAGUUAACUCAGUCCUGUUUUCAGUGACAGCAACAGACAAAGACUCCGGAUCUAAUGCUGAGCUGACAUACACAGUCAGUGAUGAUAGUUUUGUCAUAGAAACCAGAAAUGUCAAUGGAAAAUACAUCGGAGAUAUAAAAGUGGCAAAGAGAUUAGAUUAUGACAGUCGAGCUGAUCGCCAGUACAAGUUUGAUGUCAGGGCCACAGACCAUGGUAACAAGUCCUUCUCUGGACUAGCCAGUGUUGUAUUGUAUGUGACCAAUAUUAAUGAUGAGGCUCCUGUUUUCAGUGAGGAGAAGGACAACAUUGUGGCUAAGAUUAGGGAGGAUCAGAAGGCGGGGAGUUACGUCACAACUGUACAAGCAGUGGACCCAGAUGGGGACAACAUUGAAUACUACUUUUCUCCAAAGCAUCAAAUAUCAAAAAACUCCUUGUUCCGAAUUGAGCCACACUCUGGAAUAAUCACCCUGACCAAUACUAUUCCUCCUAGCAUUCCAAGCUACAUCUUGAAUGUGACAGCGUAUGAUGAUGGAAGUUGUUGUGGGGGCUAUCCUCGUCUUAGUAGUAGUUCCUUUGUCAUCAUUAAGAUUAUGGACAUUAACAACAAUAAUCCCACAUUUCCCAGCUGUAAUUAUGCACCAUCAGUGUUGGAAAAUCAGCCACCAGGAACUAGAGUUGUUGAUGUCUUGGCAACAGACCCUGACAGAGGAGAUAACGGUAAAAUUACUUACUCUGUUGUAACUCCAAACAACCAAGAAAAAAACUUUGAGGUCAACUCAGAAAAUGGCACUGUGGUUACCAAACGCAUGUUUGACCGUGAAAGUGAAGCUGGUGUCCGUGGUUACUCGGUCACUAUCAAAGCAGAGGAUCAUGGGGAAUCUCAGCAGCUUAACACGCUUUGUACUUUCUGGGUGAGAAUUCUGGAUAUUAAUGACAACCCUCCAAUGUUUGAUACAGAGUCUUACAUGCAGAUUGUGGUCAGGAGUACCAGUGUCAACAAGAGAAUCAUGGGAGUUUUGGCUGUGGACAAAGACAAAGAAGUGAAUGCAGAAGUGCAAUACUCUCUAGUGGAUAACCCUGGGGACUAUUUCAGGGUGGACACUGAUACUGGGGGACUUUAUCUGCAGAAACCCCUAACAUCUGUUCCACUUUACCAAGAAAAAAUCAUUCUGAGAAUAAUGGCCAAGGAUAAGGGAAUCCCCCCUCUAUCAUCCAAUGCUACCAUAACUAUAACCUUGACAACAGGAAACCAGAACCCUCCUACUUGGAACGACAACUAUGAGGGUCAGACAUACACAGUGAAUGAAACCUCGCAAAUUGGUUUUCCGAUAGCCACAUUCAGUGCCACCUCCCAUGUGGAUCCCCCACUGGAUGGAGUUAGUUUUGCUUUAGUUGAUUCCAAUGGGAACUCUCAGCAGACAGUGGAAAACUUCCGUGUAGAUUCCCAAGACAAGACAAUGAAGCUGAAGGUGGCUAAUCCACUUGAUGUCAGUGUGAAGAGUCUGUAUACUCUUAGACUGAGAGUGACAAACCAAGGACUUACACCUCUGUCUGAUGAGAUAAGGAUCACUGUGAAGGUCCUAGACAUGAACAACAAACAGCCACAGUUUGAAGGAUUGGACCCCACCCUGAGUAAUUCCUACAGAGGCAGUGUUCCAGAAAAUGAGGAACCAGGGCAGUCUGUCAUCACAGUCAAAGCUGUUGAUCCUGAUCUCCAGGCACCAAAUAAUGUGGUGAGCUACAGUCUAGUGCCUGAUAGAUAUGAUGCCUUCAAGAAAUUCCAGAUAGACCCCCUUAGUGGUUUAAUCUCCACAAACUACACCUUUGAUAGAGAAACCAUGAAAGUGUAUUAUAUUACUGUAAUGGCACAAGAUGGAAGGGCCUCAGACAUUCCUUAUCAUGAGCCCAGAGGGACACCUAACUCUGCCACUACACAAGUGAUGGUGACAAUUGCUGAUAAGAAUGACAACACCCCUUACUUUGAGAAGUUGUUAUAUGAGAAGGACGUCCAUGAACAGCCUGCAGAUAGCAGUAAAUCUAUCCUGACAGUCAGGGCAAUGGACAUUGAUGAUGCUGACACCCUCACCUACACAAUAACAAGUGGAAACACAGGCAAUGUCUUUGGCAUCAAGUCCAAGACGGGGGAUAUCUAUGUUGCCAAAGAUUUAGAUUUUGAAACUCCACCAAAUCUGUACAAGCUGAAUGUCACUGUCAGUGAUGGCUACCAUAGCAACUACACAGAAGUAAAGGUCAGGGUGAAAGACAUCAAUGACAAUGCACCAGAAUUUUCUCAGUCUGAGUAUAUUGUCACCAGUGUAGUGGAGGAACAGCAACCACCUACUGAGGGAUUAUUUCUUAUAAAGGUUAGUGCAACAGAUAAGGAUACCUCUAGGCAAACCAACUUUAGAUAUAGUCUGAAUACUGAGUAUCAGGAUACAUUUCAAAUUCAUCCAACAACAGGAGUGAUAACGCUACACAAAUCUCUGGACCGAGACCUCCCUUAUGGCCAUGCAGAGUACCAGUUUAAUGUGCUGGUUGUUGAUGAGCCCAACACCGAAGGUGCACUGGUGGGGUAUGCUUAUGUCAAGGUCAAACCCCAAGACAUCAAUGACAAAGUUCCAGAGUUUACUCGUGACCUUACUGGAUUUGUUCCAGAAAAUUCUGAAAAGGGUAAAAUUGUGAUGACAGUAAGAGCCAUAGAUUAUGACUUGGGAGAAAAUGGCACAGUAUACUACACACUGGGGAAUAAUAGGCCAGCAGAUCCAAAAACAGGGGACAGUUUGUUUGUGAUAGACAGCAUCACAGGACUGGUCAGAUCCAACACAAACACCCUAGACAGAGAAAAGGUGGACCAGUACAUACUGCCUGUCAUAGCCACAGACCGAGGAAAAGUUCCGCUCAGCAGCACCGCCUCUCUCACAAUUCAAAUCACAGACAAAAAUGAUGAAAGGCCAAGGUUCAACAAAAAGAUUUACAGAGCCACCCUGCCGGAGAGCCAGACUUCAGGGUUGAUAAUCACAGUGGCUGCCACUGAUGACGAUAUUGGGAACAAUUCUAAAAUUACUUACUCCCUGAAAAGUGAUCUCAACUUCUUCUCCAUCAGUAGCCUGCCUUCCAAUAAAGGGGCCCUCAAUGUCUAUAAACCUGUGGAUUAUGAGGACCCCAAACAGCGGUUCUUCAAUCUUACCAUCCGUGCCAGAGAUAAUAACCCCCUCCAUUAUGACGAGGCUUACAUAGAAAUCACAGUCACAGAUGCCAAUGAUGAAGCACCUAGGUUUACAGAGCCAGUUAAAACUGACCAUUUUCCUGAGAAUAUUCCAGAGAAAUUCCUGCUCUACACCUUCACAGCCACUGAUAAUGAUAGCUAUCCCAAUAAUGAGUUCUUUUUUCAAAUUCGAGAGCAUUCAGACAGAUUUUAUGUGGAACAGGAAGGCAAUCUAGCCCAUGUAAAAAUUCAAGCAGGUUUGGAUGGUCAAACACUGGACAGAGAAACAAAAGACCAGUACAACAUCCAGGUCUUGGCUAUUGACAAAGGCAGUCCACCAAAGACAGGUUCUGCCACUUUAAGGAUAAAGGUCACAGAUAUUAAUGAUAAUCCUCCAACCUUUGCUGAGAACUACCGACCCAUUGUGAUGGAGGAGACUGAUCCCAUUGUAACAGUGGGAACUUUCAGUGCUAUGGACCCAGACACUCUUAAUUAUGGUCCUCCAUUUGUUUUUGAGCUUCCACCAUGUGAAGAGAACCCUACUUGUCAUAAUGGGGAUCAGAACUUUUCUCUCAUUUAUGAUCCAAAUGGUGCAAAGGGAAAUGGAACUUGUACAGUAUUUGCAAACAAAAGAUUCCUUCGAGAGCAAAAGAAGUUUUACCACCUGCCCAUCAUCAUGAAGGACAUGGGUGGGAGGGGCAAGCAUAUGAGUGGCACCAGUACACUCACUAUUGAGAUUGGAGAUAAAAAUAAUAAUCAGCAUGUGGAUGGGUUCAAGGAAAUCUUUGUGUACAACUACAGAGGUAUGUUUGGAGAUGUUGAAAUUGGGCGAGCUAAUGCGAACGACCCUGAUGACUGGGAUUAUGUAGAUAAACACUACACCAUGAUCAGUCGAAAUGGGAUGGAAAAAUUCUUCAAUGUCAGUAAAAUAAAUGGGACCAUUACAAUGAAGAGAGGAGUUCCUGCUGGUAUAUUUGAAUUCAAAGUGGAAGUUCAUGAUUUUAAAGUGUUUACGAAGAUAAAUGCUACAGCCACUAUUAAGGUCGUUAUCAAGGAGAUAUCGGAGGAGGCAGUAUAUAAGUCAGGAUCUGUCAGACUAGCAGGAAUUACAGCUGAGGAGUUUGUUGAAAUACCUAAUGACAUGUCAGGCCAGAGUCAUUAUGAUAAAUUCCGCAAACUUCUGGCUGAGAAGUUGAGGGUGGCCAUUUCCUAUGUUGAGAUCUUUAGUGUGAUGAAGAAUGGUCCAUAUGUUGAUGUUAGAUAUGCAGCACAUGGGUCUCCAUGGUAUCCAGCCAACAAACUGGAUGGCAUCAUAGCCACAAAUAAAGAUCAGUUUGCUGCUGCAGCUGGAGGCCAAAUUGUUAUGGUCAACAUUGAUGAAUGCCAGAAGGAGAUCUGUGAAAGUGGGGGAUGCUCCAAUGUUCUAGUGGUGGAUGAGAGGAAACCUAGUGUGGUUAACACUAAGACCCAGUCAUUUGUGGGGCUGGGGACCAAGGUAGUAGCAGAGUGUCAAUGUAAAGCCAGGGACUUCUCAAGGCCUCUGAAGUGCACUCCAGACUUCUGCUUUAAUGGAGGGACCUGUGUUGAGGACAACUGGGGGGAUGUAAAGUGUGAAUGUCUCCCAAUGUUUGAUGGAUUCCGUUGUCAGCAGACAACACACAGUUUCUCUGGAGGAUACACACUGUACCCUCCCCUGGCUCAGUGUGAGGAAAGCAUCACCAGUAUAGAAUUUGCCACUCUGAAGGAAAGUGGACUCAUCUUCUACAAUGGCCCAGUAGACAAGAUGAGAAAGGGAGACCCCCAGGAUUUCAUUGCAUUAUCACUGAUUCAGGGUUAUCUUGAAUUGAUUGUCAAUCAUGGCACAGGAGCUGUCAGUUUGAGAGUGAUGGGUAAAGACAGAGGGGGAAUUACCAGAAUGCCAGUCUUGAAUGAUGGUGCAUGGCAUCACCUCAACAUCAUCCGGAAAGGAAGGGAAGUUACCCUGACAGUGGACCACUGUAGAAAUGCUCAGUUUGAUACCCAUAGUGAAAGCAGAGAAGACCGACGACCUUGUGAGGUCACGGGGUCAACAUCAGGUCAAAAUAAGUACCUAAAUGUCAACCAUAUGCUUCAGAUGGGAGGACGGUAUACCACACCUGAUUUUCCUCAGGGAAUCACUCAAGAAAGAUUUGAGGGUUGCAUCAGAAAUUUGUAUCACAAUGGAGAGCUGUAUGACUUGUAUACCAGUUUAAAUCACCCUGGAGAGAAUCAUGGGAAUGGCUGUCCUGCAGAGGAAUCAGCCUGUAGCAGCCUGAGCGGUAAGAGAUGUGGUGACCACGGAACCUGUCAGAUGAUAACCCUUGGGGACUCUGAGGUGGAGUGUGUCUGUAAACCAGGGUAUCGUCCAUCAAAGUCCAAUUCUCCCAAAUGUACUCGAGAGACGACAAUCAGAAACUAUACAGAGAAAGCAUACAUGACAUGGAGUCUGAAAGAUAACUUCUUCAAUAUGCUAAGAAAGGAUAAGUUAGACAUCCACAUUAAAUUCCGGACCCGGGAUCUUGAUGGAGGAGUACUUCUUCAUUUGCCAUCAAACUCACAUGAAUACAUAUCAGUGCAGAUCAUCAAUGGCCAUGUUGCUGUCAUAUACAAUUUGAAGGAUUAUGAUAAUUCUUUUUCGGAAAAUAUAAUUUCCCUCUCUGAGGCCCCAGCAGCUAAUGGCCAAUGGCACAGUCUUUCUGUGAAAAGGAUUGGGAGAUGGUUUCAGCUGAAGAUGGACAGUGGAGAAGGGAGGUACUACAAUGAAACAUGGGGAUCAAUACAGGAUAGUCAAUUCUUUGACCUCAAGAGGGAUCACAUAGUUUCAGGGUCAAUGGUGAAGUUUUACCCUAUUGCAGAUUUCCAUAGCAAAGAUCUUAGAGAGACUUGUGUUACUGACAUCAGGAUUAACAAUAAGUGGUUCCCAAUGAUGAUUGAGGAGAAUAGCCAGAGUGAUGCAGCAGAGGUGGAACUAAUAUCUGGGGUCAACAUGGGUUGUGUACGUGAUGAUUGUGCCCAGGCCCGCUGUCACACCUUAGGACAGACAAUCAAACAAGUCUGUGUUCCUCUUUGGGGAACUCAUGACUGCAGGUGCCCUCCUGGCAGUGAGCCUGGGGUAGGUAGCACAUGUCUGGCAAUGGAUCAUUGUCAAGGAAUUAAUCCUUGUAAAGCAGGAGGUACUUGUAUUAACCUGCCUUUCCCUGGGACUUUCCGUUGUCUCUGCCCUAAAGGUUGGAUUGGCCCCACAUGUAACCAGCAAGCUAGUGCCGUGGAGGAGGUGGUAUCAGCAGGGGGCAUCAAGAUGGAAGUCCUCGUCAUCAUCAUCGUUAGUCUGAUAGCUGUCACUUUAAUUGCAUUCCUGGUGUUUCUACUGUGGCGGUCACUCAGUAAGCGAGACAAGCGCAAGUCUAUCCUUUAUGAUGACCAGUAUGAUGACAUCAGGGAGAAUGUGGUCAACCAUGAUGAAGAAGGGGCAGGUGAAGAAGAUCAAACCUGUUAUGACAUCACAAGGCUAAGGAAACCUGAUUCUAGUUUUGAUAGAGGAUAUUACUAUUCAACAUUAUCAGCAAAAUAUAGAAAAGGUGUACCAUUAGAUAGUCCAGAGGUUGCUGCUUUUAUUUCCGACCGUGUCCAGGAUGUGAAUGAAGACCCUGCUGGACCUCCCCAUGAUAAUGUGAUGGUGUUCUCAUAUGAAGGAGGAAGCAGCACUGCAGGCUCUCUGAGCUCACUCAACACAAACAGUAGUGAUAACGAUCAAGACUAUGAUUACCUGAAUGAUUGGGGACCAAAGUUCUCUAGUCUUGCUGUCAUGUACAAAGGGGAUGAAGUUGAAUGAGAGUAAUUAAUAGGGAUUUUAAUGAAUAUUUUUGUAAUUUCUCUUGUGUACCAAAGAUUCAUGUUCCAUGUGUGCACUAGUCAAGAGACAUGACUGUCUGAUUUCAUAUACAUUUGUCCAAAUAUCCAGUUUUACAGUUUGAGAGAUUUUUUUUGGUCAUUGUUUAUAAUGUAGUGAUGAAAACUUGCAGAUGCAAAAUUUGCUCUAACAAUAUGGAUAUGCAAUAUGAUUUUAAAAAAUGUCGAUUGUUUUUGUCUGAGAAGUCUUGAAAUUGGUACUGUGAAGGUGGUUAUGCAGUCAAAGUUAUAGUCUUGCUCAUUGCAUUAAGCACAGUUGAUCAGCAUUAAAGUUUUUAUAGUCUAUUUUCACACUAGUCUGUUGAAGGUUGUGAGAUCUGCUCCCUCAUAUUUAGAAUAUCAAAAAACGUUUACAUCACUACGCAAAUAAUUAAUCUCAUACAGUGUAUCAUUGUUUGUUUUUUUUCCCACCAAACAACUGUGCCAAAAUCAUAGUAGCUGAUUUUGAAGAAAACCUCUCAUAUAUAUGAAACUUUGCUUCUAUUUGAGGGAUCAGUGAAUAUUUAGAAUUUUGUGAUUAGAUGCACAUUGAUGAAAUAAUAAUGUAGGUUUAAGGCAAAUCAGGUUAAAUUAUUUGAAAACAUUCCAGUAUAUGUCCAAAUGUUUAAGAUACUGUAGUGUUAAUUUAUUUUUUGUUUCAAUGUCAAGAGCUACAUGUAUUUGUUGUCAGUUUGCACAUUGUCAAGUCAUUCACAACUCUUGACUAUGUUAAAAAGAUAAGUCAGUUUUGGGAUCUGUGAGCAUUUUGCAUACUUGUCCAUUCUAAGUCUUGAAUACAACAUGUGUACACAAAACACAAACUUCCUGUAUUUAGGGCAUUGUCUUGGACUGAUUACCAAUAUAAAUGAUAAUCUUAUAAGAACUUUAGUUUUCUGUCACCAAAGCAUCAUUAUAACCAAAUACCACCCAGCAAUGUUUGAAAAAAAAGAAACACUGCUGGUCAAGAGUGUAAUUUUUAAUAUGUAAUGACAUAUCAAGUGAAGAUGAAUUUGAUUGUCAUGUAUAACAGUUGUCCUGUGUAAGGACAUUUAAAAUACUUGAUAGUACUAAAGUGAUUGCUAAAAUAUAUAAAAUGUGUUUGCUGUAUUUUUAGUGCAAAGAAUGUUGUCAUUGCUAUUUUAAAUGAAUGUUCAGUAUUAAAACUUGGUCAAUGUCAAGUUAGUUUUAUCUGCAUGUAUUUAUACAUGUACAUGUCUAUUUGAAGCCAUUUUUCCAUGUAAAAGUUGUGUCAUUUUAGAAAUUUUGAAUCCAUAUCCUUUCAAUUUGAAUGAUGUUUCUGUGGUGUCAGUGUUGUAUGCAUGUUAAUAUGACAAUGUGUGAAGAAAAAAUAUAAUGAUUAAUAGAUGUUAUCUUCAUGUGAGGUCUUACUGUAACACUCAUGUACAUAUUUACAUGUGAACAAAAUGUUUCUGUAUUAUUUGCGUGUAAAACUGCAUUUGCCUGAGCAUUUCACUUCAGCAAGAGUAUUUCACUUCAGCAAGGUGCUUUAAAUAUAUGUAGGUGCAAUUUUCUAUAUGCCAGUUUUCUUUGCCAGUUGUGUAAUAAGUAUGUGUUGAGUCAAAAAUGGUUGUGAGUUGGAUAUUUUUGAAAUUUUGCUUUAAUAGUUUACAUAUGUUUUUUCCCCCUGAUUUUCAUUUUAGUUUUAGUUUCUUAUUUUUGCAUGACAGGUUUUUUUUCUGUCCCUCUCUAUUGUUAUCAUUGUUAUUUGAUCUUUGAAUAACUUGCAAAUGUCCCUCUAUACACUGAAGGAAAAGGGUUUUUUUGACAUUGAAAAAAUUAUAAUGUGUAAAGGUGUAAAUAUUGAGCUUAUCUCUUACAUUUUCAGCAUAGGGUACCUGGCAUUUACCACCAGGAAAAACUGUUGUUUACUUAGGUGGGCAAAAUAAUAUAAUUGCAAAUGAAGUGUUAAAUCUAUUCACCUUGACUUGUUUUUUUAAAAAAAAUGUUAUGAAUGCUUGAGUUGAUUACAAAUUAAGUACAUGUAUAAUACACUGUAUAUUUCAACAUAUCUUAUUCUAGGUCAAAGGGCAGAUUACUCUAUUUGCAUAAAAAUACCACAAAAUCGGAAUUCUUUGUGAAGUGUAUAGAGGGCUCUUAAUCAAACAAAAAACAAAUUAAACAAAACAAAACUGUAUUUCUUUUUACAUUGACGAGCAGGGUACUAUGAGAUUAAAAAGUGAAUGUAAUAACGGUUGUCAUAUGAUUUUUUUUUACUUAUUUUUGGGGGCACUGUUGUUAUUUUUGUGCAAUAGUUUCCUUGUCUCUUUAUUUUAUUGUUACACUUCUUUUUAGUUGUAAUGGCCUUACAGCUUUAGUAGUUUAAUUACGUAUUCAGAUUAUAGUGUUGUGAAAAAUUAGUUUUUACCAUGUUUAUCACCAUCUUUAAUAUUUUUUAAUGAAGAUCUAAUUAAAAGAAAUG
This is a messenger RNA of Saccostrea echinata, 11586 nucleotides long. Its product is annotated as neural-cadherin-like. Lineage: Eukaryota; Metazoa; Mollusca; Bivalvia; Ostreida; Ostreidae. Gene Ontology annotation, biological process: homophilic cell-cell adhesion. Gene Ontology annotation, molecular function: cadherin binding; calcium ion binding. Gene Ontology annotation, cellular component: plasma membrane; catenin complex. The transcript has 35 exons. Bases 19 to 9090 code for a protein of 3023 amino acids. The record is from RefSeq and is a predicted model, not a curated record.